CGGCCACCACGCGACGGGCAGCUUCUGCGCAAGCGAGUGCACAAGAUGAAGCACCUGCAUCCUCUGUUGGGUCGUCGCCAGGUCCAGCUGUUGGCUCGUCGCCAGGACCUGAGCCACAGCAACCUUCCGCUUCACGAGGUGAGGCUUCUCUGGCGAGGACGGUAGGUGGAGCUGUCGGACACGCUAUCGACCCGGCAAACAUGCCGCUAGGAGGCCCAACGUCCACGAUAACCGCCGCCUAUCUCGAGGCGCAGCGCGCGCUGUAUUUCGCAGAUUUUAGCCCUGGAACCGCUGUGCCCACAUCAACGGCUGCCUCGAGCACAAGAUAUCCCGGAGGUGAUGAAGGUGAGAACCGCGAUCAAGUCUCAGGCCAAGUCCCCUGGCCACUGCCUUCUGGUGCAUCGGUUUCCGACGUUAUCGCUGGGGACCGCAUUGCCGCAGACUACAUCAUUAGACAUCCAGAUUUAGACGAAGCACGGCGCCAUUUCUUGUUCGAGAGACUACUCCCAACCGUGAUCCGCUUGACUGCCUACGUCAUGCCAGAAGGAAGCUCGUUUUUUGGGAGGUCUCGAGAGGAACAUCGGCGGGAGUGGAAAACGCACAAUUUCUUGCGGGAUGAUGGUGACGACUCUACUGAUUCUGGGUGGCCUAUUGGAAGUGGGCGGAAAGACAUCAAGAAGGAAAGUAUCAACAAGGGGACAUCGUCAACGAACAUGGAGGACGAGGGCGUGAUGGAAGAAGCAUCUUCAACUACUCCUGCGGUCGGAGCAUCUUCAGAAGAGUUGUCCUCAACAAUGGCCGCGUGCCUGCGGGAAGCGGCGUUUAAUGUGGCUUCGAUUCGCCGUAGCUGUCGUGAGAUGCAGUUUCGACUCGAUGCCUACUCUGGCACGGGCCAACAGGCGCCUGCGGAAUUGCUCGCGACGUUUGAGGAGAUGAACAGGGAACAUGACAACGUACUGGAUCGCAGCAUCGCAGGACUAGUUCAGCAUGGUGUGGUAGAAGGCGAUACUGGAGGCGCACGAAGUUCCACCGAUCAACAGCCGCAGCGUGAAGCUGUUCAUGUGGAUGGUCAGGGUCGUGUUCCUCAUGUCGAAGCAACCAGCUCGGCCGCGGCAGCGUCUAUCUCUGGAGGAGAACAACUACGUGGCCAGGAGGCUGGUGCGCACAACCAGCCUCCCGAGACAUCGGACUUGAUAUCGCCGUCUUCGGGCAAUUUACGAGAGGCGGCGGCUGCCGCUCUCCGAGGGUAUUUGUUGGGUGCAGGAGCUGCAGGUGACACUGAUGUUGCCACUCCUCGAAGUCGACGAAGCAAUCUGAAUGAGCAAGAAGAUGUCGAAAUGCAUCCAGCAAUUGUUGAAAUGAACAGCACAACCUCAACGCAACAAGCUUCUUCGGUUGCAGGGCAUACCCCUGAAGGAGGACAGCUGAGAUUAAGGCGAUAUUUCAAAUAAGUAAGUAGAUAGGUUAAGGUUUCCCGUUUACCUUUAUUACGAGUACGACGUCUAGGUUUCAGAGCAGAUAUUUGAUAUAAUUUUGUCAGCAGGUGCAGGAAAGAAGUUCAAGAAACAAGAUUAAGUCGCAACUGUUCUUUUUUUUGAGAAUCAAUCUACAUCACCUACUCCUUGCGGUUCGUUGCGUUUAAGUUAAGUAGAAGAAAUACAUCAGCAUGACGUACUUCGUGGUACAACUGUUCUAAGUACAACAGCAGCAGAGCAGGCGUCUUUUCUGGAGGGGGACGACGAAGCAGAAGGUACAACACUUCCUACCUUUGCGGUACCAGAAGCUGGCGAUGCGGAAAGAACAACAGAUGAUGCGUCGAGCCUGCGUACAAGAGAUGAGGCAGCUCCAACACCAAGUAGUCCGCAGACUGUCGUGAAUCUUAUGGUGGGUCACCAGCAUAACACGAAGUUUGUGAGUCACCAGCAUGACCACGAAUAUAGAGAUUCGCGAUCCGCCUAACGACUACAGCUAGGAAUGCCUAACGACUACAACUAGUAUGGAGGGCAAAUGUAAAUUCCAUACUAGAUCUUGAUGAAGGGUCCUCUACCUUUACCUGUAUCAAUCUGUAACAAGUCUAAGAGCUACGUAUACGAAUCACCUUCCAGCAUGGACGACUACCCUGUGCCCGGUACAGAUGCGCGAGCACGAUCUUCCGAUAUUUUUGGCCCGACGCUUUUUGAGAUGCUGGAAACGCAGGGAAACACAGCUGGAGGUGCUUUUGCCCCUCAUUUGCCCCAGGUUGUCGAAGAGGAGGAAAGCAGCGGAGGUCCGUCUCAUUAUAGUUCGUCUUCUACCCAAACUCAAGUACGCGAAGGCGCAUCUGGUACUUCUGCAAGAAGAAGUAGUACUAGCGUCGAGGACCACAGUAAUAUUAAGGGUAGCUUAAAGCAUAAGCAUCUGCAACACCAGGCGGGUAGGUUAAAGGUGUUUUUGUUGCCGUUUGUUAAUAAGUCUCUCCUAAGAAAGACAGGCAGAACAAACCGGAUUAUAUGCGAACACCGAUAAGAACCUACGCGCUCUAUCUAAUAAUAGUGAAAUCGAAAUGGUGAAGGAGAUAGCGAAUGAACUGAUGGACACUUCAGAACGACUCUUUCGAGAAGUGAUGGAGGAGUUUGUACCUGAAAUUCUCCCACAAGACACGUCAACGUCUGAAGACUUCACCAGUGUGGCCGCCAAAAGUCUUAUCAAUUAAGGCUUCCCGUUCCCCUAUUAAAAAUCGUGCUUCCAUCGACCUCAGGUUGUUCUAAAGGGCAAAAGGGCCCCGGAGGUGGGUGUAAGUAUUUCGAGAUGAGGGGCCUCCGGUUGUUCUUAAGUGGAAAAGGGUCCAGGAGGUGGAUGUAAGUAUUUCAAGAUGAGGGACGAUUAGGGCGUCGAGCUCUUCUUCUAACUUAAUGUGGCCAAUAAGCGAGGCUACACCGCUCUCCACAUCGCAGUCGAGGCUGAAGCCGUGGAUACGGUGGCGCUGCUUCUCAGGAACGGAGCUGUGGUAAGUAUUAUACUUCCACUUCAGUUGUUCUUCUAUGACAUCACCUGGGACUUCUUUUCUCCUACUCUUCACAUACUGCAACACAUUCUACAUUCGAUAUUGAUCAGGCCAACACCGAAGUCGUCUCCAGUGAUGCACCACUGAGUUUUCCGCUAUCGAGUGCAAUCGCCACUAAGAAUGUCACCUUGAUUCGCCUUCUGUGGCUCUACGGAUGUCGAGAUAUCGACUUCUCUUCGGCGGCGCCGACGCAGAAAGCACAGGUCAUCGAUACGAUGACUCGCACACUCCUCGAAAUCAUGAUCAGCCACUCAUCAACGGCAAAAGAAACCAAAAUAGAGACAUAAAACCUAAUAAUUCGAAUCAAUAGCCAACACGACAGGCUUGCCAGGUGGGGGCGCCGCCGACAGCUUCUCAGAACUGCCACGUUUCUGUUGCUCUGACGACUUGCUGAUGAUCAUUUACGACCCACGCUCACUAUCCAAGAGAGGUGCGGUGGACGUCGAAUUUUUGUCAAAUUUUUGAGACUACACCUACAGUUGUAUGAAGAUUUUGCAACUUUUAUCAGUACAAUAUCCAGAUCCAGAUCGAGUGUCCUAGUGAAGGUGAACUCCCAUGCGCAGUUUGUAUUCGGAGAAUCGCGGAGGCGGAGGUACUAUUUGGUUGUACCACGACAUACCAUUACUAAGCACAACAAUUAGAAGAACAAGAGGCUAACAUUGACAUUUCCAUUGUAGUGGUUUUGAAAUUUAAUUCAAGGAUUCCUUCUAGUCCUGAAAAAAAGUAGAAGAACUACAGGAAGCGAUGCCGGCUUCCCUAUCAACGAGUGUCAAGAACCCUCAAAAUUUUGCGGCACAUGCUAUGUGUAUGUGGUUUCUGUGCAGUUCAUUUAUCAAUGUACUAGAAGUAGUACCUGAAGAUCAUGCGAUGGUCACCUACUAGAAGUUUAGCUUUUUGUACAUACAGUGGUCCAUGAAAACGAAUGUGUGAAAUACAACAAAUAUCAGUUUCAGCAUAUUGCCGCAAUAAGUUCGUCUUACGACUCAGUUCGUUGGAAACUCUCUCAUCUACUUCCUCUAUUCGAGAAUAAAGCUUGCUAAAGUGAUUAUGGUUAGAGGUUUAUGACGUUCAAAUAAUUGUACGAGCUAGUGCUAUUAUAAUUUUUUCUCAACAUGUUGUAGUUUGAUACAUCGCAAAGAAAGAUGAAAUCCCUAGGUCUAGGACUAUGAAGAGGAUAUCAAUGACUUCUGAUAAUUGAAUUAUCAAGCAUAAGCAUUCACUUGAUAAAGUUUGCGUGUACAACACUGAAACGCAUCGCGUCUCAAGGAG
This is a messenger RNA of Amoebophrya sp. A25, 4312 nucleotides long. The record is from the annotation of a GenBank genome assembly. Lineage: Eukaryota; Dinophyceae; Syndiniales; Amoebophryaceae.